UGGUGCUUGAGGCGGGGCGGGCGGAGGGGUGGAGGCAGCGGUUGUGGCCGUCCCACCUGCGACGGGAGUGUCUCCUCACACACCGACCAACCUCACCUCUGAAUCAGCCCCUUGGCCCGCUGGCUGAACGACCCCCGCCCCGCCGCGCCUCGCCUCGCCUCGCCUCACCCCGCCUCACGGGGCUUCCCGCCCUCCGCGGUUCGGGGGAGGGACGGAGAGAAGGGGAAGGCGGUGACAGGGCCGCCCCCGCGCCCCGUGAGGUGAGGGGAAGGCGGGAGGGGGCGCGCGCGAGCGGGAGGAGCGGCGGCGGCCGCCACCGGCGAGGGGAGGGCGGCGGGGAGGGCGGUGCUGUGACAGGGCCGCCUCCGCCCGCGGGAGCAGCGAGGUGGGGAGGGGAGAGGAGGAAGGAAGAAGCUGCUGCUGCUGCUGUUGGAGGUGGCGGCGGCGGUGGUGGUGCUGCAGCCGCGGGCAGAGCUUCCCCCUCCCGCCGGGCCGGGCGGGGCGGGCUCCGGAACCGAGAUGUCUCAGGAACGGCCCAAGUUCUAUCGUCAGGAGCUGAACAAGACCGUGUGGGAGGUGCCCGAGCGCUACCAGAACCUCUCUCCGGUCGGCUCUGGGGCCUACGGAUCCGUCUGUUCUGCCUUUGACACAAAAACUGGGCUGCGUGUGGCUGUAAAGAAGCUGUCCCGACCAUUUCAGUCUAUCAUCCACGCCAAAAGGACCUACCGAGAGCUACGGCUACUCAAGCAUAUGAAACAUGAAAACGUGAUUGGCUUGUUGGAUGUGUUCACUCCUGCCAAGUCACUAGAAGAAUUCAAUGAUGUGUACUUGGUGACACACCUUAUGGGAGCAGAUCUGAACAACAUUGUGAAAUGCCAGAAACUCACCGAUGACCAUGUGCAGUUCCUCAUCUACCAGAUUCUUCGGGGCCUGAAGUACAUCCAUUCAGCUGACAUAAUACACAGGGACUUAAAACCUAGUAACCUAGCUGUAAAUGAAGACUGCGAGCUGAAGAUCCUGGAUUUUGGCUUGGCCCGACACACUGAUGAUGAGAUGACUGGGUAUGUGGCUACCCGGUGGUACAGGGCCCCUGAGAUCAUGCUGAACUGGAUGCAUUACAACCAAACAGUUGAUAUUUGGUCAGUGGGAUGCAUUAUGGCUGAACUAUUGACUGGAAGAACAUUGUUCCCUGGUACAGACCAUAUUAACCAGCUUCAGCAGAUCAUGCGUCUGACGGGAACACCCCCUGCAUAUCUCAUUAACAGGAUGCCCAGCCAUGAGGCAAGAAACUACAUUCAGUCUUUGUCUUACAUGCCGAAAAUGAACUUUGAGAAUGUGUUUAUUGGUGCCAACCCGUUAGCUGUGGACUUGCUAGAGAAGAUGUUGGUACUGGAUACAGACAAACGAAUCACUGCAGCAGAAGCACUGGCUCAUGCCUACUUUGCUCAGUAUCAUGACCCAGAUGAUGAACCAGUGGCAGACCCCUACGACCAGUCUUUUGAAAGCAGAGAACUUGAGAUUGAAGAAUGGAAAAGCCUGACUUACGAUGAGGUGAUCAGCUUCGUGCCACCACCGCUUGACCAAGAGGAGAUGGAGUCCUGAGAAGCUGCUCUCUUCUGCUCAUCCCACUUCACUGUGAGGGGAAGGCCUUUUCCUAGGGACUCUCCAAUUAUCGUUCAAGUGCCUCGUCACAACAAUAUUCUCCUUUGGUGGAGGGGUUUUGUGUGUGUUGAAUUGGGGAGGGUGGGGGGGAGGGAAGAAAGCUGAGUCUAUGUAAACACGCUGCAUGCUUGUGUAUCUGUGUACAGCCUGGGGACAAGCCUCUGCAGCCCUACUCCAACUGCUCCUCAAUCCUUCCAGAGCAGCGGUGCCCAACCAAGUUUGUGCUGCUGGGGCAAGGCAGGGAAGGUGACAUUUAAAGUUUGGUUACAAUCGUUGCCAUUUAUCAAUUCUUCUACAAUUAAGUAACCUCAAAAUAAUGGAAGUUGUUUCAUAGGCCUAGAGAGUCCUCUUGUUCUCUCCAGGACUGAAGGUGGAGUUGAGGGAUGUUUGUUCAAUGCCAGGUGGCUGAUUUACGUCCGGAUCUUCCUGGUACAGCAGAAUGUACAGACCUUCCAAUGUCUGAUUCUUGGAACAUGAACAGGUUUUGUUUGAAACUGUAAAUAUGUUUGUGCCUUAAAUGAAUGGUGAGAGAAGGGAAAGGAAUUCUGGAGUGGAAAUCUCUGGCCCAUUCAGAGUGAAGGCUUCCAGACAGCCAGGCAUGAACUUGAUGUAAGCAGGAAGUAACUUUGAGGCAAAAGCCUCUCCCCCUGGAUUGGAUAUUCCUGGAUUUUCCCUCUUCCCCUCCUCUCAUUCUGAGGCUUUCCAGCAUUAGCUCCCAGGAGACAGAGGCUGGAGAAGAUUCUUGCUAGCCACACGUUUCUGUGUUUUGUUCCUUCAGAGGGAGUGUUUUUGCAUGUCAUAGCUGUACGUGCAUGUAGAGCUGCUUGAUUUUUGUCGUUCCUUUUUGGGGGUGGCACUGGGGCAGUUAAAUCAUCAGUGAACUGUUUUACUGAGUACCUCAGCCAGUGCCCCAAGAUCACAGCGUCCUUCCUCUUGUGCUGCAGCUCCUUGUGAGACACCUGCCAUGCUGGGGCCUUCGAGGAAAACAUAAAAGACAUGGCAUAGAAACACGCACCUUUUUCUUCGUUCUGAGCUUCCGGUUUCAGAGGAGCAGAGCUUGGGACAGAGGGUUCCUUGUGACAACAAAUGUAAAAAAAGGUUCUUCAGAGAAACAACUACAGCAUCUUGUGCCAGAACUUAUGUCCUGAAAACAGUUUUAGAAGUAUUGGAAUCCAAAGCAAAGAACUAAGCAUGCAUAAAAGCACCAUCUCCCCUUCACUGUCUAUAGCUAUAAAUAUAAAUAUUUAUAUGUAAAACUAACAUUUACUAGGGGUUUGGGUUUUUUUACCCUCUCAGAUAAGAGCUUCUUGGCUGGUGUUUAGCAGGUUGAUCUCUGCCUGAGGAAACAUGACAAGGGAGGAUGUUUGAAUGCAGACAGGGUUCAAAUACUUUGUAUUUUACAGGACUCUAUGCGAGCCAAAUGCCCAGAGUCAGAGGCUGUUGGGAGGGAGGUGUCUCGGCGUGUUGUGUGCUAGAGCUGUACCUGGAGAGCUCAGGAGCCUCUCUCUAGGACUUGUGGAGGAGAUGUUUCUAGACAGUGACUUGUCGUCAGCAUCCUGUGUGGAAAUGUACCUGCGUAUGUGAGGAGAAAGGCUUUGGCAGUAUUUCGUGUUCCCCUUACCUACCGCAUGGAGAGGAACUGUUGUAGUGGUUUUACCCCGUGUUUGAAGAGGCAGCACAAAGGGAUGGGACGUGGAUGACAAAGACUCUUCCUAGGCUACUUUUCCAGUGAUCUCUUCAGGUCAAACACUUGAUAAAGGUCUGGGAUGAGAUGAUGAGAGCAGUUGUUUCACUCUCAUCAGCCCAACAAAAUCGAGACAGAAAACCUCCCUUUUCUGCUGGACCAGCAGUCCAGGUCUUCAAAGGAAAAUGUAGAUAAACUAUGUAAACCUACAGCAAGAUUAUUUUUAUCAGCCAUUUUUUGUGUAGAUGCUACAGUGUGAUUUCACGUGGAUAUAUUGCUAAAGAUUUUUAAAACUAUAGACAUUGUGAGUGUGUGUGUGUGUGUGUGUGUGUCUGUGAGAGUGGGAAUGUUCCGUGGGCAGCCCCUGCUCCCAGGGCAGCCCUCCUGCCAUGCACUCCCUCCCCUCCCUGCUCAGCUGCUCAGCUGCCUGCAGGCUGGACGGGAGGAUGAACUUCAGAGGAAGAGAUCAGCUCUUUUCUUUCUCUCCAUGAGUUUUUGCUGUCAUUGGUUAUGCCAGAUAAGAUGUCACAAUACCACUGGUUAAAAAUAAAACCUAUUUUUCAGA
Colius striatus (speckled mousebird) is the source of this 3911-nucleotide messenger RNA. It is a transcript of the gene MAPK14, whose product is annotated as mitogen-activated protein kinase 14. Gene Ontology annotation, biological process: p38MAPK cascade; protein phosphorylation. Lineage: Eukaryota; Metazoa; Chordata; Aves; Coliiformes; Coliidae. The transcript is spliced from 12 exons. The record is from RefSeq and is a predicted model, not a curated record. Gene Ontology annotation, cellular component: nucleus; cytoplasm. Gene Ontology annotation, molecular function: MAP kinase activity; ATP binding. Bases 520 to 1602 code for a protein of 360 amino acids.